UUCGUGUGCGGUGUGGCUUGUCUAUGCUAUUUUUUUUUUUUUUUUUUUUUUUUUUUUGGCAAGCUCCAAAAUUGUUAGAGGGGUGGAGUUUUUUUUUUCUUACUACUUCUCAUCGACAAAAAACACCAUGCGUCCUUUGACAGCCGAAGAAACCACUACGCUUUUCGAGAAGCUUGCUAAAUAUAUUGGAGCCAAUCUUCGACUUUUAGUUGACAGACCUGAUGAGACUUAUUGUUUCCGUCUUCAAAAUAACAAGGUGUAUUAUCUCAGUGAAUCCAUGAUGCGUAUGGCCGUGAGUGUUGGACGUGAUCAACUUGGUUCAGUGGGUGUAUGUUUUGGUAAAUUCACAAAGACUGGUAAAUUUACUCUUCACAUUACCGCUCUUGAUCAUUUGGCACAAUAUGCAAAGCACAAGAUCUGGAUUAAGCCUAAUGGUGAGAUGCCCUUCUUGUAUGGUAACCAUAUUGUUAAGGCACAUUUGGGUAGAAUUACCGACGAUACUCCUGAACAUACUGGUGUUGUCAUCUUUUCCAUGUCAGAUGCACCUUUGGGUUUCGGUGUUACUGCAAGAUCAACCAUGGAUAUGAAGAAACUUCAACCUACAGAUAUCAUUGUUUUCCACCAAGCAGAUGUUGGAGAAUACCUUCGUGCCGAAGAUACUUUGUUCUAGAUUAUUUUUUCUUUUUUUUUACACAACAACAAUCAAAAAAAAAAAAAAAAGCAUGUAUAUUAUAAUAAAAAAAAAAUUUAAAAAUUUAAAA
Messenger RNA from Mucor mucedo, 761 nucleotides. Its product is annotated as 60S ribosome subunit biogenesis protein nip7. NCBI's taxonomy places the organism in Eukaryota, Fungi, Mucoromycota, Mucoromycetes, Mucorales, Mucoraceae. Gene Ontology annotation, cellular component: preribosome, large subunit precursor; nucleus; nucleolus. Gene Ontology annotation, biological process: ribosomal large subunit biogenesis; ribosome assembly. The coding region runs from base 128 to 670 and encodes 180 amino acids. The record is from RefSeq and is a predicted model, not a curated record. The transcript has 5 exons. Gene Ontology annotation, molecular function: RNA binding.